UGUCACUUUUUGUGGUCAAGCAAAAUUUGAGUCGCCGCGGAAGUUGGUCAACAUUUUUGUACAAAGUUUUAAAAAUAUUUAUUAAUUACAGCUUGUAACAACUAGCCGUAUCAAAAAUGACAUCACGUACGAUUAAUCUAGUACCCCCAAACGCCUACCCGGAUUCCUACUGCCGACUUUGCUUCUCGACGAGCCGCGUAAACCCGCUCACCGCCACCAGCACGGUGUCUGGCCAGAACGCGGCCCAAAUGAUCGACAAACACCUGGGCAUCCGGCUGACCGCGGCCGAUGACUUCCCGUGCGCGUUGUGCCAAAUCUGCGCGGAAAAGCUCGAGGAGUUGAAUGUUUGCAACGCGGACGGUUUGCUGGACGAGUGGCAGGACGAGGAUCUGCUGGAGUACAAGGCGAGCUGUGUCGCGGUGGAUGAGGCGAUUAGGAAGAAGCGGGGGGUGGGGUUGGGGAAGGGGUUAGUGGGGAAGGCUGGUGGGGACAAGACGAUUGUGUUGCCGUUUCAUAAGUUGAACGAUGGUCGGUACAAGUGUAAUGUAUGUCCGGAUGAGGAAUUUGAGUUUAUCUCGGCGUGUAUUAAGCAUUACCAGGAGGUGCAUCCGGUGUCGACGCUGAGCGAGAUUUCGACGGAACCGGCGCAGAAUUCGGCGAUUCGGGGGGAGAAGCAAUCUUUUAAUUGUGUGAGUUGUUCGGCGCGGUUUGAGAAUAUUGACGCGUUGAUUGAGCAUCGGGAGACGAACCAUCAGAGGACGACGUCGAAAAAGAGGAAAGCGGAUCAGCUGGAGGAGCCGGUGGUGGAGGUCGUUGGGAUGACGGAACCGUUUGUUGUUGCGGAAGGGGAGAUGCAGUACUAUCAGUGCGUUGUUUGUUCUUCCGUGGUUGAGAGCGUGAUGAGUCUGUUGGAGCACCGACUGCUGCACGUGCUGGACCCUUCGAAGCAAACGGCCGAAAGGUGGCUGAGCGACGCGACGAACAUUACGCUCACAAACGGGUUCAAGUGUCCGUACUGUAUUGAGCAGUUUGUAGAUUGUAAGAAUUACUACUUUCACCUGAAUGCCAUCCACGACAAGAGCAUGUGCGACUCGUGCGGGGAGUCUUGUGCGUCUUCUUCGCGGCUUGUGCUGCACCAGCGAACUCACCGCACGAACAACGACGGCCCGUUCGUGUGCGAUCUGUGCUCGAUUGGGGUUUAUACGCAGGCCGAGCUGGACGACCAUCGGCUGCACCAUCAGACGUUGAUUCCGAUCGACGCGGAGGAGGCGGUUCUGCCGGCGGCGGCACCGGACGAUUACUACUUUCUGGAUGGGCAGGCGAAUGACGAAUGCAUUCUUUCGGAUGACCUCCAGAAUGGCGAUUUAGUUGUUGAGGAUGCUUGUACCAAAGUUGUGGAGAUAAGUGACGAUGAAGAUUAAUCGAAUAAAUAGUAAUUUUAGCAAAAUUCA
Messenger RNA from Culex pipiens pallens (northern house mosquito), 1451 nucleotides. Its product is annotated as zinc finger protein 254-like. Gene Ontology annotation, biological process: regulation of transcription by RNA polymerase II. NCBI's taxonomy places the organism in Eukaryota, Metazoa, Arthropoda, Insecta, Diptera, Culicidae. Gene Ontology annotation, cellular component: nucleus; chromosome. The record is from RefSeq and is a predicted model, not a curated record. The coding region runs from base 117 to 1421 and encodes 434 amino acids. The transcript has 2 exons. Gene Ontology annotation, molecular function: chromatin insulator sequence binding; zinc ion binding.